AUGUCACCACCACCUCGCCAAAACAUCAGCUCCGCAGCCAUGAGUCCUCGAACAUCUUGUGAGGUCGUCCACCAGCCACAGCCGCCCACCGUUCUACAAGGCAUUCCGGCAGUAUCAUAUGAGACGAUUCCGCCGCUUCAGACGCCCAUGUCCAGUGCAAAAGGUGUACUCGACAAUGUUUCAGAGUUCAAUCUGAAAGAUGAGGAAAAGGCUGUUACCAGCGACGAAGCUCUCAAGGGCAAGACAGCAAGAGACACCCGCCAGAAACGUCGUUGGCACUGGAUCUUUGGCCCGAUCAUGCAAGCGCUCUAUUCCCUCGCUGCAGGACUUGUAUUGGAUUACGUUCUCGAUAGGGCCAUCCCCGAUCGCAAGAUCUGGGCUCCGAUAGUCUUCUCGAUUGGGACGUUCUGUGUGUGCUUCGCAUUCGGCUUCAUCGUCAAGAUCGCCAUGGAACAUUGUCCCAACGCAUGCAAUCAAUGCCAAACAGGAAACGCAACUGCCUCUGCUAUUAGCAACGCAACUUCCUCUGCUAUGAGCCACGCUACAUCAACAGCUCUAAGCAACGCUACUUCAAAUGCUCUGAGCAACGCUACUUCAACUGCUCUGAGCAACGCUACUUCUUUCGAUAUGAGCAACGUUACUUCAUCUGCUCCGUGA
Cyphellophora attinorum is the source of this 657-nucleotide messenger RNA. RefSeq lists its product as uncharacterized. The record is from RefSeq and is a predicted model, not a curated record. Bases 1 to 657 code for a protein of 218 amino acids. Lineage: Eukaryota; Fungi; Ascomycota; Eurotiomycetes; Chaetothyriales; Cyphellophoraceae. The transcript has 2 exons.